AUGAGUAGUGACUCGCGAAGUGAUAGUAGCAGUGAUAGCGACACCAGACAGAAUGCUGGAAACGAACUUUUUGAUAAGUUCGAUGGAGAAAUGAUUGUGGAACUGGAGAAAGCUGCAAGUUUUUCAACUGUAGUUGAAAAGGAACCGAAGAGCUAUCAGUAUCGUAUGAAGUUGAUUAUGGCUUUACGUCAAAAUGGUGAACUGAAAGCUGCUCGGGAGCAGCGUGAAUGUAUAUCACAAAUAUACUUAAUGCCUCCAUCUUUUUGGAUGGAUUGGAUUGAAGAUGAGAAAUCUGAUAAGGGAGACAAAGAUGUGCUGAAGCUAAUUUUUGAACGAGCAUGUCGGGAUUUCCAUAGUCCUGAUAUUUACUUGGAAUAUGUUCAGUGGGCUUGUGGUGUAUCUCUUGAAUUUGCUAGAGAGAAAAUGGAGGAAGCAGUUAUAAAAGUUGGUGUUCGUGCAGAUUAUGCGUCAGUAAUCUGGAAUGUAUAUUUGGACUUCGAAAAAAUGAUUUUAACUUCUAUGAAUGGAGAAAAAGAUGAAAAACAAAGACAGCUUGUGGAGUCACUUUAUUAUCGGUUACUCUGCAUACCUCAUAUUAGUAUUGAGGAAUCAUGGUCUGAAUACAAAAGUUUUACAGAUGGCAAAGUCUCAGAUCAGUGUCGCAAAGCAUUUGAACUUUCGGCACAGUAUGUAUCAGAUCUUCUCCAAUAUGAAAAACGUCUUUAUGAUGCUACAGAUGUGGAUGAAAAAUUAAUUUCGUUGUUAGACUAUAUCGCAUUUGAAAAGCAUUCCAAUGAUCCGGCCAGAAUUCAGAUGAUUUUUGAACGAUCUCUUUGUACACUUGCUUCAUAUCCAAACUCAAAUAUUUGGUUGCAGUACGGGAAUUGGCUGGAUACUGAAUUAAAAUUGCCACAGAUUUCCGUGGACGUUUAUGCACGAGCUGUGCGUCAUGCGCCAUGUUCGGCACUUUGGCAACAGUACUUUUCUGCUCUUGAACGAUCGAAUGCUCCAUCUGAAGAAAUUGACAGCAAAUGGCCUGAUGCUCAGGAUUCAAUAACAACAGCCGAUGAAGGAUUUUCACUUUAUCGUACUUAUAUUUAUUUGCUUCGCAGACGAGUAGCCAGCAAAGGAAACAGUGAUUACACAAUUGUACUAGAAAAAUUUGAAGAAGGUGCAUCAUUUUUAAGCGAAAAAUUUGAAUCUCAUUGGGACAAUCCAAAAGCUCAGUACCGCAAAAAUUAUGCCUUGUUUUUGUACACAGUAGCAAAGCAGCCCGAUAAAGCUCGGAAGAUUUGGAAUGAUAUUCUGGCAUCAGGAAGUGGUCAUCUUGCUGCAGCUUGGAUAGAAGCCGCCAAUUUGGAGCGUUUUUUUGGCACUCUAAACAACGCUCGCAAAUUGCUUUACAGAGCUAUAAAUUCAGCUAGUGACCAUCCAUUUACGGUCUUUGAAGCUCUCAUCCAGUUUGAGAGAGAAGUAGGUACCAUUGAAGAACUGGACAUAGCUUUAGCAAAAGUGAAUUCUCAAGCUGUUCGGAUUUCAUCGCGAGGAGAGAAGUCUAAAUUCGAAGGGGGAAGUAGUAGAAAACGAAGAAAAGAACGUACUUUAAAUUUUGUUGACAAAAAAAAGAAAAUUGAAAAUGCAUCAAAUGAAGAACCUGAAUCUGCUGCAUAUGAUAGGGAACUGAAAAAUCUUUCAGAAUCAGUUGCUAUAGAUCAUAAUGAAAUAGAAAUAGGGGAUUCCGGUCAUAAUAAGGUGGACAAUGACGGUUUUGUUAUUCCGCAGCUCCCUCCGACGAUGUCAAAGAUAGAGGCUACUUCAAGUGAAGACGUUUUACCAGUUUCAAUAAACAACGAUUCUGCACAGCAGCAAAAUACUGUUUUCAUAUCCAAUCUCGAUUUCAAGCUGACCAAAGAAAGAUUAGAAGAAAUCUUUCCGAAUGCCAAAGAAGUGCGACUUAUUUAUCGUGGGAUGAGCAAAUUAAAUAAAGGAUUUGGGUAUGUAGAUUUUUCCACUGAAAUAGAAGCUCAAGAAGCUUUAAAAAUGGAUCGAAAGCAUAUCGAUGGCAGACCACUAUAUGUUUCUAAGUAUAAAUCACAAAAAGGGAAACCUUCCGAAUUUCGUUACAACAUUGGCUUAGAAAAAAACAAAGUUUUUGUUAAUAACAUCCAUUACGAUGCAUCAGAGGAUCAGUUGAAGGAGAUUUUCAAAGUGUUUGGUACCAUACGUGAUAUUCGUAUUGUAACGCACAAAUCUGGUAAAUCAAAAGGUUGUGCCUACAUAGAAUAUGAAACCGAUGAAGAUGCUGCUAAUGCAGUGAGAUCUGGAGAAAACCUUUUUCUGCUAGAACGAAAAUUGGCCGUUGCAAUUAGUAAUCCACCAAAACGUAAAGAUCAGCAACAGUCGUCUUCAACUUCAACCAAUUUGUCCCACAAGCGAAGCAAAAUUACACUUAUUCCUCGAGCUCUAACGCGAACUGUAGCAGCACCAAGUGGUCAUGAUGAUGUCGAAAGUAAUGGUUUAAAAGCCUCGUCGAACAUAAAAAUGUCUAAUGAGCAAUUCCGGUCCUUUUUAAAAUGA
Thelazia callipaeda (thelaziosis nematode) is the source of this 2577-nucleotide messenger RNA. Lineage: Eukaryota; Metazoa; Nematoda; Chromadorea; Rhabditida; Thelaziidae. The record is from the annotation of a GenBank genome assembly.